GCUGCUGAUUCUCCAUUCGUUAAAACCCUGUUUAUAUUUUAAAGUACCUCUUUACAUUAACAUUAUAAAAAUCACUUGUCCAUGAAGACGUCGACUAGAAACUUAGUUUAUAUUAAAGUAUUUGUACAAUAGUUUGUUAUUGUCUCCAAUAUGGCGGCACCCGUUGCUGUGCUCUCCUCAAACUGACCAGUCAUAUUGGGCAGAGGUUGGUAACGUUGACGUUAUUCUCUAUGUUUUAAUAACGGACAUAUUUCAGAGCUUGGACAGCUGUAGGAUCCACCGUGAAGCGGACGCUGCAUACAAUGUUACACACAGCUCCCCGCCUGCCCAAAGUGCUGCAGCUCACCCUGGCGGUAAUCAAACCGGAUGCUGUGGCUCAUCCGGUCAUGUUAGAGGCUCUUCACAAGAUAAUCCUGAACAACAAUUUCGUGGUUGUUAAAUGCAAAGAUCUUGCGUGGAGGAGACGGGACUCCGAGAGGUUUUAUGCUGAGCAUUCAGGGCGAUUCUUCUACCAAAGACUUGUUGAAUUCAUGUCAAGAGUGACGGAGAAAUCCUCCAGCCGCGGUCCGAUGCGAGCUUACGUUCUAGCCAGAGAGGACGCCAUACGCCACUGGAGAGAGCUGAUGGGACCGACCAAGGUGUUCCGAGCCAGAUACACCUCGCCUGCUACCAUCAGGGCCCGCUUUGGUCUCACGGACACGCGAAACACAACUCACGGCUCAGAUUCUGUUGAGUCGGCACAAAGAGAAAUACGGUUCUUCUUCCCGGACUUCUGUAUGGAGGAGUGGAUGGAGAAGGAGGAGCCGUCGUUUCGAUCAGGACGACUGCAUUACGACCAUCAAAAACAGAUUCACACACUUUCAACCCCGAGCUGACCCCAGAGCUGCUGCCGCAGUCUCGGAUCCCCAGAGGGGCACUCAGACCGUAAAGCUCCCAGAGAGGGUGCCACAAUGUGACGCAGAUAUAAUGUCUCAUGCUGGAUGAUCCUGGAAGAAGUGCAUGUCGUUUAUUUGUCACCACAGGUCCUCAAAGUGCCAAUUUGUUCAUCCCAUGUUUGUGUCAGUAAAACUGUUUUUUUUUUUUCAUUUAAAAGAAGGACCAUGAAUGUU
Messenger RNA from Pseudoliparis swirei, 1109 nucleotides. RefSeq names its product NME/NM23 nucleoside diphosphate kinase 6 (gene nme6). Lineage: Eukaryota; Metazoa; Chordata; Actinopteri; Perciformes; Liparidae. The transcript has 8 exons. Gene Ontology annotation, biological process: UTP biosynthetic process; GTP biosynthetic process; CTP biosynthetic process. The coding region runs from base 303 to 875 and encodes 190 amino acids. Gene Ontology annotation, molecular function: nucleoside diphosphate kinase activity. The record is from RefSeq and is a predicted model, not a curated record.